Messenger RNA from Cuscuta europaea, 573 nucleotides. NCBI's taxonomy places the organism in Eukaryota, Viridiplantae, Streptophyta, Magnoliopsida, Solanales, Convolvulaceae. The record is from the annotation of a GenBank genome assembly.
AAAAAUAGUCAUAGGAGAGCUGGAGAUGACUUAUUUGAUACAAUUGGAAAGUUUAAGUUUGACAGCAUAAAAUAUUCCUUGCAACCAGAUGGAUUGCCGCGAGCAGCAGAAUUCAUCCUCGAAGAUCUGGAUAAAAAGCAGUUGUCAUGUACACUAUGGGGUGAGUAUGCACAGGCUUUGAGGAAUAUUCCCAACACUUUGGCCGAACCACACAUCAUGCUGCUUCAGUUGUGUAGAGCAAAGACUGACUAUGGUGAGGUCAUUCUCGCGAACUCCUUUUACUGUACAAAGAUAAUAGUGGAUGAGAGUAUCCCUGAGAUUGAGGACUUCCGUACUAAGUUGGUAGCCAGCUCCCAGUCUUCGUCAUCCAGAAACUCCUCCGAUUUUUUAUAGAUCCUGCAUUAGUUAAGUCAGUGGUUGAACUGCUUGCAAUUUCUAAGAGGUCUCGGUGUUGGAUUUUUGGGAAAAUCACAAAUAUUCUCAAUCGAAGGGCUUGGUCCUAUCAAGGGUGUGUAACAGAGUCUUGCUCUAAGAAGGCCUCUUAUGACGGCAACAAGUUUAAGUGCACUAAAU